CUACCCGCGAGUCGUAGGUGCCCAGCGUAACGGCGUUGGCUGAGCGGCCGCUCCGAGGAGCGUAACCGUGGCCAUGAAGGAAGAAAAGGAGCACAGGCCUAAGGAGAAGCGAGUAACCCUGUUAACGCCCCCGGGGGCCACAGGCAGCAGCGGCGGGGCUUCGUUGGAAGGUGCCAAAGGGGACGAUAAGCAGGACCGCAACAAGGAGAAGAAAGAAGCUCUAAGCAAGGUGGUAAUUCGAAGAUUACCUCCCACUUUGACCAAGGAACAGCUUCAGGAACAUCUUCAACCUAUGCCUGAGCAUGAUUAUUUUGAGUUUUUUUCUAAUGACACUAGUCUGUAUCCUCAUAUGUAUGCCAGAGCAUACAUCAACUUUAAAAACCAAGAGGACAUUAUUUUGUUCAGGGAUCGCUUUGAUGGUUAUGUAUUCCUUGACAAUAAAGGUCAGGAAUAUCCUGCUAUAGUAGAAUUUGCACCUUUUCAAAAAGCUGCAAAAAAGAAGACUAAGAAAAGAGAUACCAAAGUUGGGACUAUUGAUGAUGAUCCAGAAUAUAGAAAAUUUUUGGAGACUUAUGCCACAGAUAAUGAGAAAAUGACAUCUACUCCAGAGACACUGCUAGAGGAAAUAGAAGCCAAAAACAGAGAAUUAAUAGCUAAAAAGACAACCCCACUUUUGAGCUUCCUGAAAAACAAGCAGAGAAUGAGAGAAGAAAAGAGGGAAGAAAGAAGAAGGCGAGAAAUAGAAAGAAAAAGACAACGAGAAGAGGAGAGAAGGAAAUGGAAAGAGGAGGAGAAAAGAAAAAGGAAAGAUAUAGAAAAGCUAAAGAAGAUAGAUAGAGUUCCAGAAAGAGACAAAUUAAAGGAUGAACCAAAGAUUAAGGUACACAGGUUUCUGUUACAAGCUGUGAAUCAGAAAAAUUUGCUCAAGAAACCAGAAAAAGGAGAUGAAAAAGAGUUGGACAAAAGAGAAAAAGCCAAGAAACUGGACAAAGAGAAUCUGAAUGAUGAAAGACCCAGUGGGCAAAGUUGUAUACUGUCCAAGCAUUCUGAAGGCGAAUUUAAAGAUGAAAAGCCAAAGAGAUCUGAAGAUGAGAGUUGCAGAGACUAUAGGGAGAGGGAACGAGAUUAUGAACGAGAUCAGGAGCGCAUUUUCCGUGAGAGAGAGAGACUAAAGCGGCAAGAAGAAGAGCGCCGAAGGCAGAAAGAGCGCUAUGAGAAAGAGAAAGCUUUUAAAAGAAAAGAAGAAGAGAUUAAAAAAGAGAAAGAAGCACUUCGUGAUAAAGGAAAGAAGAAUGAAAGUACAGAAUCAAUAGGCAGCUCAGAAAAAUCUGAAAAGAAAGAGGAAGUGGUUAAGAGAGACCGCAUAAGAAACAAGGAUCGUCCAGCAAUGCAGCUCUACCAACCAGGAGCUCGAAGCCGAAAUCGACUUUGUCCCCCUGAUGACAACACCAAGUCUGCAGAUUCAGCCACACAAAGAAAGGAGGAAAGUGGUAUUAGCCAUAGAAAAGAAGGAGGAGAGGAGUGAUAAGUUCACAUGGUCAUAGGUGUCCUGACUGUGUAGGCAGCCAAAGAGCACGUAUUAAGCAAUCCAGAAGUGCCUUCAGGGCAAAGGAAUAGAGAGAAAGAAAGGGGGUCGCUGUGCUGGUGGGAUACACUGCAGAGGAGUAUGUUUUGUGUCAAAGCAGGAAUCUGAUUGCCGGCUCAGAAUUGAAAAUACAAUUUCAUUGUUUUUGCAAUUUCUACAGAUUAAUUUUAAA
Urocitellus parryii (Arctic ground squirrel) is the source of this 1757-nucleotide messenger RNA. It is a transcript of the gene Upf3b, whose product is annotated as UPF3B regulator of nonsense mediated mRNA decay. Gene Ontology annotation, biological process: positive regulation of translation; nuclear-transcribed mRNA catabolic process, nonsense-mediated decay. The record is from RefSeq and is a predicted model, not a curated record. Gene Ontology annotation, cellular component: nucleolus; cytoplasm. NCBI's taxonomy places the organism in Eukaryota, Metazoa, Chordata, Mammalia, Rodentia, Sciuridae. Gene Ontology annotation, molecular function: mRNA binding.